ACAUCUUUUCCCCUCUGUGUGCAGUGUCUGUCAAGUGCACUGCUGCCUAUAGGUUGUGUUGUGGGCAGUUUCAAGGACGAGAACAGGCUCACAGUGCGCAAAAAGAGGUCCAUUUUAAGAGUGAUGGCGCAUCAAGAGCAUUUUCUAAAGUUUUGUUGUUGAUGUUUGGUUUGAAGAGAGGGGAUGGACGUCCACAUGGUUCUAGGGGGUCCAGAUAACAUUCUUUUGGCCAAUAAUCCUGACACGGGAAGUGCCUGUCUCAAGCAUCCCUGUGAGGACCAGGACAGAAGCUCCAGCCCAUCUGUACUCCGCUGUGUGACCACCACGUGGAAGGAGGGUCUGCUGAACAGGAAGAGGCCAUUUGUUGGAAGAUGUUGUCACUCAUGCACACCCCAGAGUCAGGAUAGGUUGUUCAAUCCCAGCAUCCCUUCACUAGGGCUUCGUAAUGUGAUUUACAUCAAUGAAACCCACACAAGACACAGGGGUUGGCUUGCACGCAGGCUGAGUUAUGUGCUGUUUGUCUUGGAGAGAGAUGUCCAGAAGGACAUGUUUGCACGCAAUGUGGUGGAGAACGUGCUUAACAACAGCAGGCUGGAAUGUGCUAUUGUGGAGGUUGCGAAUGAGGGUGUACAGGAAGAUGCAGAGCCUGGAGUUGAUCCCAAAGCUGUCAGUAAAGUUCGACGAAAGGCCAGAGGAUGGCUGCAGGAGAUGGUUGCCAACAUCUCACCGGCCUUAAUCAGAUUAACAGGAUGGGUGCUGUUAAAACUGUUCAAUGGAUUUUUCUGGAGCAUUCAGAUCCAUAAAGGUCAGCUGGAGAUGGUGAAGAAAGCAGCAUCCGAGUACAAUGCUCCCCUCGUCUUCCUUCCUGUUCACAAGUCCCACAUAGAUUACCUGCUCAUCACCUUCAUUCUUUUCUGCCACAACAUUAAAGCUCCACACAUCGCUGCUGGCAACAACCUUAACAUCCCCAUCUUAAGCACGCUAAUACGCAAACUCGGAGGAUUCUUCAUUCGUCGUAAAAUGGACGAGACCUCAGACGGAAAGAAAGAUGUGUUAUACAGAUCUCUGUUACAUGCAUACACGGAAGAAUUGUUGCGGCAGCAGCAGUUUCUGGAGGUGUAUUUAGAGGGCACGCGGUCUCGCAGCGGGAAACCAUCUCCAGCACGUGCGGGCAUGCUCUCCAUCGUGGUCGACACACUCUGUGCCAGCACCAUCCCUGAUGUUCUGAUCGUGCCCGUUGGCAUCUCUUAUGACCGGAUUAUUGAGGGGAACUACAACAGUGAGCAGCUGGGCAAACCUAAGAAGAAUGAGAGUCUGUGGGGUAUUGCCUGUGGUGUGUUUAGGAUGCUCCGCAAGAACUAUGGCUGUGUGCGUGUGGAUUUCACUCAGCCCUUCUCCCUAAAGGAAUACCUGGAUACUCAGCGCAGUCGACAUCUCCAGGCCUCUCUGACGCUGGAGCAGAUUCUUCUCCCCAUCAUCAUCGCUACACAACCUGAUCAGGCUGUUUUUAAUGGUGAAAAUGAGAAUCAUCUGAACUCUGACCUGUCAGACGAGCCCUGGAGGAGGCAGGUUAUUGCUGACCUGGCCAAGCACGUUCUCUUCAGCGCCAGUAAGUCUUCAGCAAUCAUGUCCACUCACAUCGUAGCCUGUCUUCUCCUGUAUCGGCACAGACAGGGUGUUCUGCUGUCCAAACUGGUGGAGGACUUCUUCAAUAUGAAGGAAGAGAUCUUGUCACGGGACUUCGACCUGGGUUUUUCUGGUAACUCAGAGGAUGUUGUCAUGCAUGCACUCAGCCUUCUGGGAAACUGUGUGAAUGUCACCAGCACCAACAAAAACACGGAGUUCAUCAUUUCUCCAAGCAACACAGUACCCGCGCUCUUUGAGCUCAAUUUCUACAGCAACGGCCUUUUCCAUGUCUUCAUCGCUGAUGCUAUCAUAGCCUGCAGUGCUCUGGCCCUGCUGAGAGAGCAGACGCCAGCUUCAGCAAGUGAGCAGAAUCCUUCAUCCACGCUGCUCAGCCAGGAAAGACUGAUCCGCAGAGCUGCAGGCCUCUCCCACUUUCUGUCCAAUGAGGUGGCAGUGGCGCUGCCCUGUCAGACUUUGUACCAGGUGUUCCAUGAUGCUAUUACGAGGUUAAUUGAGUAUGGUGUGCUCAUUGUAGCUGAGGAGGACCAGGAGGAGUUGAGUCCAUCUGAGGAGCCUUGGCCCAAGAAGUUUCCAGAGGCUCUUUCUUGGCGAAGUGAUGAAGAGGAUGAAGACAGUGACUUUGGAGAUGAACAAAGAGACCGUUACCUAAAGGUGAGCCCAUCAGCUGAGCACCAGGAAUUUUAUACCUUUCUGCAGAGGAUUCUCACCCCAGUGCUGGAGGCCUACAGUGGGGCAGCAAUUUUCAUACACAGCCUGACUUCACCCAUUUCUGAGAGAGACUACACACAUCAACUUUUCAAAUAUCUUUUGACACGCACAGAAAGAGGAGUUUCUAUGUAUGGAGAGAGUGCCACACACUACCUCGUAAAGAAUACAGUGAAAACAUUCAAGGAGCUUGGGGUGCUAAAAGAACGACGAGAAGAUGGUGUGUGUCGUCUGGAGCUGAGCAGCACCUUCAUACCUCAGGCCAACAAGAACAAACUCUUACAGUACAUACUGGGUUUUAGUUUGCUGUAAAACCUUAUACAGGCACGCGGCUCUACAGUCUACACACACACAAGGGCUUUUUACUGGCUAGUCAUGAAUGUUAAAGGUGCUAUUCUAAGGAAAGCUUUACCUGGAAGUGCCUUCACCAAACGCCUCAUACUAGACUUCAGUUAGUCUUCCUUUAACUGUAAAACCCACCACUUAUGCACUAUUCAGUACACAAGCAGUUUUGUUAGCUAUCAUUUACUAUAAGCUUCCAUUCAUAUAAUACUGUACCGUUUGCCAGUGAAAGCCCUUGGUUUUGAGCUAAAUCCCGGGGGACUUUUUUGUUUUGAAUGUAAUUUUAGUUUUUAACUCUGUACAUGAAUGUUACUCUUCAAUCUUCGCCUUCAUUUUUCUUUUGUAUAAACACGCAUCACUGGGAUGAAAGCUAGUGUAUAGAAAUCUUUAAACAACGGGCAUUUAAGUAUCUUUUCUUACCAGUAGUAGUGUCAGCGCAUGUUAAAGAAAGGAGUGUACAAUAUAUAUUUUGCGUGCGAUAUUUAAAAGGUUGAGACUGUACAGUUUUUUGUUUUUUUUUUGUUUUAUAAAGAUCUCACAAUUAUUGCUGAAAGGAAACUGUACCUCAAUCGUUUCCAAAUAUGAGCCACUGAUAUUUGAGUUGUGUAGAUUAGGUCAUGUAUUUUCACUUAGUCGUGUCACAUGGGUGCAACUGGAUGUCAAAGAAGGAUAGUUACAGCUAUAAUAUUAUGUAACACAUCAAAUACUAGCUACUUGUAAUGGUUUUAGCAGGCCUGGAGUAUCACGAGACAUUACUGGAAACGAAGGAGGUUGUCUUUGAUGUCGAGCACUUAUAUUUCCUCCUCAGUAAUUGGUAUGGAUAACACUUUAUAAUAACUACACACUAGGAAUCAACUAUUAAGCAUUAGCAAAUAGUGAAUUCAUUAUUUGUUAAGCAUUAACUCUACAUUAAUAGACAUUAGUAAGCAGUUUAUAACUGCAGAUACAAAUGCUGUAUUCUUGACUUAUAAGUACAUUUAAAAUGUCAUACUUUGUUACUAAUUAAUUUUUCAUGACUAAAUGAAGUAUUGCAUUAUUUUCAAAUCAUUUGUAUUUAAGAGUAGUUGUUUUUUAAGAUCAUUCAGAAUGUGUUAGUAAAGGGUUGAUAACCUAUUCAAAUCAACAAUUAUAUAUUAUUAUUAUUAUUACUAUUCAGGCAUUUACUAAUAGCUAAUUUACAUGUUAAUAAAUGCUUUAUUAACUCGACUUCAUCCAGUUUUGUGACCUAAUCUAAAGUGAGGACUAAUUUGUUUUAUAAAUGACUCUGUAUCAAAUGAACAAUUAAUGUUUGCAAUCGUAUCUAAAUAGUAAAAUUACUGCAGUCUAAACAGUUUAAACGUUGACGAAUAACAGAAGUAUCAAAAUAUAACAUAAAAUUGGAUAAAACUACAACAAUAUAAUAAUUUACCAAUGAUACAUCAUUUCAGUGUUAUUUAGCGAUGUUUAAUAAACCACACAGUGAUUUUAUUUUAGUUCAGAUUGCAAAUAUUUAUUUAUUUAUUUUUUAUUAGUUUCAUUUGUGCAUCUUCAAAUGAUUAGAAAUGAAUGAAGUUGCUUUUCUUUGUUUUUUGUUUAGAAUAGAACUGAGCCUUUAAUUGUCAUUUAUAAGGGAUUUAUAAAGCAUAAAUAGCCCUGGAUGAAGUUGAGUAAAUAAAGCAUUUACUAAAUUACAAAUAAACCAUUAAUAUGAGCCUGAAUGAUAAGCAAUAAAAAUGUUAAUUUGAAUAGUUUGUUAAUUAUUUACUUAGGCAUUCUGAAUAAUCUUUAAAAACCAGCCGCAUCACUCAGUUAACUGAAUUGUAAGUGAUGUGAUACCUAAUUUAUUAAUGAAAAAAUAAUAAUUAACAAAAUAUGAAAAUACAACCAUUAAGCACGUUACACAUUGUACAUGUGCUAACUUCUAUUAAUGUAGAGUUUAUGCAUAACAUAUAAUGAAUUCACUAUUUGCUAAUGCUUAACAAAUGAUUCAUAGUGUGUAGUUAUUUUAAAGUGUUACUUUGGUCUGUUUUAUUUUGGAGUUCAGAGCCUGAGCAGCGAGUCUUCUGUGCUGUGAGCGUGUGUGUGUGUGCAUGUGUGCAAUGUCUGUAGAAUGUGAAUUAAACUAUUUAUACCAUAAUUCUGUGUCAGCAUAAAAUUAGGUCAUGAGCACUUUACUCAUAAAGUGCAAUAUUUGUUUGUUUUAAAAUGAACAAAGUCCAAGUCCCGAAAUUACCACAUAUCACUGAUAUUAGUUGCCAUUUAGGUAACAAUCAGCAGAAAAGCUAGGUACUUUCAGCUGUUUGUCAUGCGUUUUUUCAUUACAGUAAAUGUAUGAUUUUUUUUUGUUUUUGCUGUUGGAGGAAAGCAUAUUGUUUAUCUCACCGUGGUUGAUGCUUGAUGCUUUUGAUUUUUGCUGCAUGCAUAUAGGCAUACUGUGUGUUCUUGUAAUUACAAAAAAGAAAGAAGCAUUAGUGUUUGUAAAUGCAAGAUUUCAGUGCUUAAUUUCACUCUCAUCGAGUUCAGAGCAUUAAAAAAAAUGUUCCCAGUAAUACAUUUGCCAUGGCACCCAAAAUAAUUACAGUAAAUUCAAACAUUAAACGAUAACCUGGCAACUGCUGUAUUUUAAUGCAUGAUUCUUCAUUUGAUUUUAAGCUGUGAAGAGCAUUGAGUGCAUCCUGUUUGUGUCAGAGUUAUUUUUUGAAUUAGACCUUUUUAAACCACAAUGACACGUGGGAACCAUAUGUGGGAAAAUGAUGCAACAUAAAAAACAGUGUAACAACAUUCAAUAUUUUCAUAAGCUGUGACAUGCACAGAUUUUAAACCAGGGGAGGACAAUUUGAAAAUGGAUUUUUAAAAGCUCAUUAUUUACCUUUUGUAUUUAAUGUUAACAAAGCUGCUAACAUUGUCUUCAGUGGGUUGUUGAAGCAUCUAUUCUAGUCUAUGUAAUAAUAUUUAAUAAUUACUUAAGAAAGAGUCUGAUCUAAUUAAAAUGGAGAAAUUCCAAAUUCUGUCAGAUUAAAAAGUCUAAAUCUAUUUAUAUUAAAUCUGCAUAGUAGCUUUAACUCUUUCGUUUAUUCCUUUUCUUUUUUGAUUAUGAAAAUUAAGAUAUUUUAAAGUUUUAACUUAAACGGAGAAGCAAUUAAUAAAACACAAUCAACAGCUUUAACAAGUUUUCUUUCAACUGGGGUUAAAAAUAUUUUGAAUUACAAUUUUUUAACUUCUUCAGAAAUACUGACAUCAAGAAUAAGAGUAUAAAUCUCAACAAUAGUGACAUGCUUUAUUCUGCAGAGUAGACUAGGAACAUCAUGCAAAACCAGCAUGCACUGCUGCAAGAAUUGUCACCAUUGUUGAGAUUCAUAUGCUGAUUUCUUAACUGUGUUUAGACACACUUUAUAUGUAUUCAAAUAUCAUAGACUGGGCCAGAGAGCUUCUUCUGACUUAUUUAUUUAUUUAUUUUUUAAUUUUUUAUGCUAUUUUUAUAUAAAAUCUGCAGGUUUAUGCAGAAUGAUUUUGAGAAUAUAGUUACUAAAAAUCAACAAAUUAAUUAAAACAAAACUUUUUAACUUUAGUUUAAGGUUUCGAUGCAAAUCCAAUUUAAUCCACUUGUUUGAUAUAAUAUAUCUACUAAAGACAAAACAUUGUAGUUUCCAAACUUAAUUGUACAAUAACCCUAUAUGAAUGUGCAUAUUAUUGAAUAUUAUUAAUGAAAUUAUUAUAAAAACUCAACAUGUAUAUUUCCAUAAUUAAAUCUAUUGAAUGGUGGAUUAAAAAUAUCUGCAGAUUUCGUGUGGACCUAAUUAAAGAUGUUAUGAACUCUGCAUGUCAAGCUAAAAUCUACAGACCUAAAUUCUAAAUUUAGUGAAUUACUGGAAUUUGUUUCUUGUAAAUGUAAUGUGUUAUAUAUAGUGUGCAAGACAAAGCCUUGUGUUGUGCAUUAAACUUACUGAAUCUCAAAGGACCUUUUAAAAUGAGGGAUAUCGAGGGACGGUUUUUACUCUCAAGAUUUUUUGUACAGGUGUAUUUUGUAACUAAAUUGACACACUGUUUUUUUUCCAUAGCUUUCACUCUUGGAAUGGAUUGGGGCAUGUAGGGAUAUGCAUUUCCAACGCCAUCUCUAAUCUAAUUAAUCUAAUUCGUACAAUUUAGUACAAUUUGCUCAUCACCCAAUGACGGUUGGGGUUAGGUGCCACGCCUCUUUUUUAAGAUUGUACAUUUUCGUUUGACUGAACUCAAAUUUGUACGAAUUAGCCCCUAAAAUGGCAAAACGUAAAAUACUUAUGUUUCCUCAAGGGAUCAGGCUGGCAUUUUUCAUCACGGUACAACAAUUGUAAAUAGGACAAUAGUAUAUUUCGGUCAUUUUAAUGGCUUUUUGAGUCAAUCAAUAAAUGUUACAAAUCACUGCUGAGAUUAUUUACCACCUUCACACUUUAAAGGUUAAUAGUUCCCCUAAAACUGAAAAUUGUGUCAUCAUUUACUCACCCUUCACUUGUUCCAAACAAUUUCAAUGGUUACAGGUUUUCAACUUUUUUUCAAAAUAUCUUCUUUUGUGUUCAACAGAAUAAAGGAAAUAGUGAGUACAUUUAUAUUUUUGGGCGAACUAUUCUAUUAAGUCUAACAUACUUUAUUGUUGCACUUUAUUAAUGCACUUCUUUAUUCUAAAAGCGGUCCAAAAAUGCUAGUUUUUUUUUUUUUUUUUGCAAAUAACUAGGUGAUUUCGGGAUUCUAUGCAUACUAUUUAGCAUAACACACCAAUAUUCGUAUCUUAUACACAAAAAUUCUAUACAGCCAGAGUGGAGGGAGGCAGAAAAUAGAUACAGUAUGUAUGAUUGUAUGUGUUCUGUGUGUAUUCGAAAUUUACAAGAACAUAAACGGCCACGUUUCUUCCUCUAGAACAACAGCAAUAAGACAUUUUCCAUUUAGCUAUUUACUCUCAAACCAUGUAAAGAUUGUUUAUAAUGAUUCUGAUGUGUGCUAUGAGCAAUAUAGAUUUGAAGUGCUGCUUUAAAUCUCUCCCAGAAAGCAAACAUUAAGCCACUCGCAUUUAAUGUUUUCAUGUCUUUGUUUUCCUUAUAAUCAUGUUUAUGUUUUUUUUUAAUUGAUUUUUGGACAUAGUUUACAAUGAGAUUUCACAGUUUAUCUUGUGGGAAGGAUAAGUUUACCAAAUCAAACAUGUUCAUUAUCUGGCGUUUGGUUUACUACUUAUCGCAGCGCUGUAAAUCUGCAGAGAGGAAGCCAUUGUGCUUUAGUGCUUGUAGAAUUUUGCAUGUUCUCUGAGUGAUUUAGUGGGAGGUUUGUGAUGAUGAAAAGCUAACAAGGAUUAAGUUAUAGAAAUGUAAAAAUAUUUUAAAAAUAAAGAAAACUUGCACACAUGCUUAGAAA
This is a messenger RNA of Danio rerio (zebrafish), 8052 nucleotides long. NCBI's taxonomy places the organism in Eukaryota, Metazoa, Chordata, Actinopteri, Cypriniformes, Danionidae. The record is from RefSeq and is a predicted model, not a curated record.